Molecule: messenger RNA, 3520 nt
Organism: Erythranthe guttata (spotted monkey flower)
Lineage: Eukaryota; Viridiplantae; Streptophyta; Magnoliopsida; Lamiales; Phrymaceae
Source: RefSeq, a predicted model, not a curated record
AACGCUUGCUCACACUGGAUCAUUUCUCUGACCACUUAAGUGCUUCAACCCGGUUCAGGACCAAACCAUCCGGUUUGACCCAUGCCUAUAUAGAAAGCACAAUUGGUAUACCUUCGUUUUUUUCCCUUCUGUUUGAUGUUUCUCUUUCUUAUCACAAAAUUUCUUGUCAAAUAAUAUUCUAUCUCAUCAAAAUUCAACAAAUCGUCGCCUCGGAAGUUCGCCGCCGACCUUUAUCUGAUGUCCGGGAUAUCGGUUUUGGAGCUUCAAUGAACGCGGUUCUGAAACCCUGUAUUUCAUCUGUUUGGAGAAUCUGAUUAUUGUUUAUCCGUUGGUUCUGGUGAUUUGGUGGUCCCGCCUAAAUCGCUCCUUUAGGGUUUGGAGGAAUUUGCUGUAAUUGGUGUUGCAUUUGAAGCAUUUCGGGCAAAAUAAGUUUGGAGGCUAGGGUUUUGUGUAUAAAUCAGGACAGUGGAAGACUUAUUCAAUUAGUUUGUUUGGGGAAGUUGUGGUUGGUUGAAAUUUGUUAUUUCGUUCAAGACUGGGGAAGAGAGGUGUGGGAUAAAGAAGAUAAUGUGUAUACUUUGCGUUAUUCAGAAGUUGUCAAGGAGAAUUGCUACCAUGUUGCCAUGGCUAGUAAUUCCACUGAUUGGGCUAUGGGCUCUAUCACAGCUCUUGCCCCCGGCAUUCCGGUUUGAAAUUACAUCGCCAAGGCUUGCUUGUGUGUUAGUUUUGUUGGUAACCCUGUUCUGGUACGAGGUUCUGAUGCCUCAGUUGUCGUCAUGGCGGGUCAAGAGGAAUGCUAUGCUUAGGGAGAAGAAGAGGUUCGAGGCUAUUGAAAUGGAGAAACUGAGGAAGACUGCCACGCGAAGGUGUAGGAAUUGUUUGACUGCCUAUAGGGAUCAGAAUCCUGGUGGGGGAAAGUUUAUGUGCUUUUAUUGUGGCCAUAUUUCAAAGAGGCCGGUUCUUGAUUUGCCUGUGCCUCCAGGAAUGGGUAAUUCAGGGAUUUUGAAAGAACUGGUGGGGAAAGGUGGGAAGAUAUUGAAUAGGAAGGCUUGGUCGGAAAAUGGGUGGAUGUGUGGGCCAGACUGGCUGGAGAAUGGGAAUUGGGGUGGUGGUUCUUUUGUUAGAAAAUCGAGUUACUGGAAGAAUGGUGGUGGCUUAUUUGGUGGAGAUGAUGACCAUUGUUUGGCGGAAAAAUCUUAUUCUCGUGUUUUUAUUUUUGCUUGCAAAGCAUUAACAGCAGUUAUUUUAUCUGUCAUGUGGCUUUGGAGAAAGAUUUUUAGGAUUAGUUCUUCCAGCGAUGAUGCUUCAGCUGAUUCAGAACGCAGAUUGUUGGAUAAUCAGGGCGAGAAUGGGGGGAAUGGUCAGGAGAGUAGAGGUGAGAAAGCUAGGAGAAAAGCCGAGGAAAAGAGGCAGGCUAGAUUGGAGAAGGAGCUUCUAGAAGAGGAAGAAAAAAAACAGAGAGAAGAGGUUGCAAGGUUGGUAGAGGAACGAAGGAAAUUAAGAGAUGAGAUAAUGGAGGCUGAAAGAGAACGAGGAAAGGGGUCCCCUCGUGCUAAGGAAAGAGACGGUAAAAAACAAUCUGAAAGGAAGCGUCAGGAUAAAAAGAAGGAAAGGGACAGGGGAUCAAGUAAAAGCAACUCUGAUGUUGAGGAGUUGGACAAGAGAGCAGGAAAAGAAAGUGACCAAAACAAGAAGAGUGAAAAUAGUAAACGGGAGCAACACAGAAAUACACCAGAAAAUAUGAAAGCUCAUGGCAUAGAAAUGGGGCACGGGUUUAAGGGAGCUGCUGCAAACAAUUAUAACCGUGGCACUGGUGGAACAAGAUACCUGGAUCGCAUGAGGGGCACCCUUUUAUCUUCUUCUAGAGCAUUGACCGGAGGUGGUUUUUUUGGAAAGAGUAAUACUACGUCUAGUGUUGUAAGAGAACACAAACCUAGCACAUUGGUAGAAAAUGCUCAAACCUCGACAUAUAGGAAAGAAAUAGGAACGUCAGACAGAGGUGUUUCUGGGAAAUCAACUGUAAAUGGAGAUGACAAGAGUGCUAGCCACCCUGUGACAGUUGAACCUCAACCUACAGCCCCUAAAAAAUCAUGGCAACAACUGUUUACUCGUUCAUCUGGUAGUUCUCCACCUAGUUCGAAUGUUAUAAGCAGACCAACAGGGAAGGUUAAUGAUGAUCUCCAGAGCCCACCCUUAUCUCAUCCUACUUCAACUCAAUCAUUUAACAACCCUAUUAAUUUUGGACUGCCAACUCCGUUCAGUUUACCUUCAAUUCCUUUUGGAUCAACUAGUAGCAGUACAGUUCUUUCAUUAUCCUCCGAUCCCAUGCUCCCUAAAUUGAGAGGUUCACCUCACCAGUUUUUACCAGAGGAGUCGGAGAUUUUUGAAGAUCCUUGUUAUGUUCCAGAUCCAAUAUCCUUGCUUGGACCAGUUUCUGAGUCGCUCGACAACUUUCAGCUGGAUGUGGGUUUUCUAGCUCGUACAGGGUUCGAAAAAUCAUUUGCUGUGAAAACUAAAGCUGCACCUUCCGAAGUUACGAAGCCAUCGCCGAUUGAGUCUCCUUUGUCGCGAUCACGUGUUUCGGAGGAAAAGAAUGCUAGUUCUUUCCAUUUCUCUAAUACUCCCAAGGCUCAGGAUAGUUCCAACAAUGUAAAUGACAAUGGAACAUGGCAGAUGUGGAAUAGCACUCCUCUUGGUCAGGAUAGUUUUGGUUUAGUUGGCGGUCCUGCUAGCUGGUUUUUGCAUCCAGAUAUGAACUUGCCAAACAAGGAAGAUAAUAGUCAUCAAGUGCCUCCUAGAACAAUGGCUUCCCUGUUCAAGAAAGACGAGCAAACCAUUUCCAGCACUCAUGCUCCACAGAAUGUUUUAUUUGGAAAUUCGCACAAUGCUGGAACAUUUAAUACAUCUGUUCCUGCUAAUGGUCCGUGGGUGCCUACAACUUUUUUUGGGCCAACUUCAAGUCCUGAAAACAAAAUUCUGAUGAAGCCUAAGGAGGAAGCUGUUCGGAAUCCCUUGAUUUAUGGAAAUUCCGCUGGUCCUGCUGCUAAUUCUUGGGCUAAAAAAGAAUGGAACCCGCAGGGUGGUCCGCAAGAUGGUUUUGCAAACCCUCCUCCAAUCAGUAGGCCACCUCAUAUCGGAGGGCUGUACUCACCCUCAGAUUCACAGUCUCUGUGGGCAUUCGCGGAUUCUUCAUAGGAAAACCAAAAAAAGAAAAAAAAAAAGAAAAGGAAGGAAAAUGACAGGGUUUUGAGGGCACACCUUACGAGGUAAAACAUCUUCUUCUUCAAGGAGAUUAUUAUAUAUAAUAGGACAUUGUAUCUUCCUUCUUUUUCUAUAUAAGGGAGAUUUUUUUAAUUUUAGUAUGAAAGAAACUAUCCAUGGUAAUAUGCAUCUGCUGUUGUCAAAAGAGUAUAAUUGAUGUUAACAGGACCACUAAAUUGAUCUGUUUCUCAUCUCUGCAUGUGAGAAAAGAGAGCCCACUACUAUGUAUAUGAUACGAUGAUGCCUGGUUUCCACGUAA